Molecule: messenger RNA, 5507 nt
Organism: Pomacea canaliculata
Lineage: Eukaryota; Metazoa; Mollusca; Gastropoda; Architaenioglossa; Ampullariidae
Product: protein UBASH3A homolog
Exons: 12
Coding region: 217-2115 (632 amino acids)
Molecular function (GO): protein binding
Source: RefSeq, a predicted model, not a curated record
GAAUCGGGUGUAUUACUCAACUUUUUAUGUAUGUCUUAUGUGCAACACUAAAUCCUACUUGAAACUAAAUAUUCCAGAACGACUUUGCAGUACUCCUGUCGCUGAAAUGACAAGAUUCUGUGAAUAUAUCUGCGUUAUCACUCAGGCGAACCGCUGGUGACCACCUGCCCCACACUUCACGCACAGGAGAGUUCACGGUCUCCAUCCGGCCCAGCAAUGGCAGCGGCUGCUCCUCCUCGUCUGCACUCGCAGAAUGAUACGAUUAAAAGACAGAGCGCCAGGUCUGCCUUAGAAAUCUUACUUCAGAUGGGAUUUCCCAAGCAGAGAUGUGUGAAGGCCUUGGCAGCCACAGGAGACAGAGGAGUGCAGCUGGCCUUAGACUGGCUGCUGUCACAUGUGAAUGAUCCAACACUGGACCAAGAUAUCCCACGAGAGUACAUCCUCUAUUUGUGUCCUGUGGGUAAGCUGCAGGAAGGAUUGGCAACUUUUUGGGAGAAGUCGUUAGCCACCUUUGGCUGGAACAGUGCACACAACUUCUUCCCUCAUAUGACCCUGUGCUCAUUCUUUAAGGUGGAGGACAAAAAACUGUCUGCACUGGAACACUGUCUGGCAGCUCUUAAGGAUGAUCUGCAGAAGGCUCCAGGAAAGCUUCAGCUUGAUCUGUUCUCACAAAAAGGCUUCAUUGGGCUUAUGGUGGCUGGCCUUUAUGACAACUUUCUGGAAGGGAUUGUGUCCAAGUUUGCAGGACUGGUUAAGGCUGAAGGCAUAGUCAACAAUGGGCCCAAGAAACAGCUGCAUAUAACCCUCGCCCACCAGCAUGCCUCUGAACAUCAUCCUCGUUUGGAGAAGCUUGCUCAUGAAAUUGAUCUUAAUGCCGAUGUACGGUGGGACCUGAGACUGUACUCUCGUGACCCUCGCCUGGCUACUUCUGAGGUACGCAAGGUUGUUAAGGCCUAUUCGCCAGAUCAGGAUGAUGAGUUGGAAUUGAUCGAGGGCGACUACCUAUUUUUGACACCUGGUCAGAACAGUCCCGAUGGCUGGUACACAGGAACAUCUUGGCUGACUGGAGGUACUGGUGUCUUCCCAUAUAUCUUCACACAACGCACAUCGGAAACUUGGCUAUGGGCACUGCACAGGUCUCUUCCAGUGUCAGAGGAAGCAGUAGCAACCAAUGGUGUGGCCAGUGGUGGGGAUGGUGACUACGACAAUAUCUGGCAGUCAGAUGAGCUUUAUGCAAAAGUGUACAGAAAGAAAAAGAGCCAGGACAAUACGGGCAGCCCCAUCAUUGCCUCUGCACCACCGCUCAAGCAGAUGGAGGUUAUAGAAAAGAAGCCUCUUAGCAUCCUUGUCAUGCGUCAUGGCGAGCGCUGUGACUUUACCUUUGCCAGGGGAUGGUGUGAAAAAUGUUUUGAUUCCAAAGGAAACUACACACGUUACAACCUCAAUCUGCCACGCAGAAUGGUGCCCCGCAAAAGUUUUAAGGAGUUUGAACAAGAUGCACCACUCACAGAGAUUGGGCGAUGUGAGGCAAGACUUACAGGGGAAGCUCUGAGAGAUAGUGGUGUAACCAUUAGCUAUGUCUACGCAUCUCCUGCUUUGCGAUGUGUGCAGACAGCACAAGAGGUGCUGAGAGGUGCUGGAUACACCUGUCAGUUGUGCAUUGAGCCAACAGUUUUUGAGUGGUGUGGGUGGUACAAGGCAGGGCUGCCCCCGUGGAUGCCACCUGAGCAGCUUGCUGCAGCAGGGUUUUCCGUAAACACAAGUUACGUCCCUUUCAUUGCUGCUCGUAACUUAAACCUAGCCGAGAAUGUAGAAGAAUACUACAAUCGAUGCACCAGUUUCAGCCGCCAUGUGGCUCGCAAACAUGAGAGUGAAGGUGGAGGUGUUCUGAUUGUGGGCCAUGCAGGAAGCCUUGAUGCAUGUUUACGGCAGCUCUGUGGUAAGAACGCACGCACCAACAACGAGUUCCGCGAAAUCUUGAACCAAUUUCCCUAUUGCUGUCUGGCUGUUGCUCUUCAAGACCCAAACAGCAAACGCUGGGCUCUAACAGAACCACCAGUAUCACCGUUAACUCAUACUCAAAACAAACUUUUCAACUGGAAAAUAUUACAGUGAUCACAAGAGAGCCUGUCAAACAAAGAGCAACAAGGAAAGAAAGAAAAGGCCCUGAUAUCACCAGUGAUAGCACUAGGUGCAGUAGGAAUAUGGAAUGUGUCCUUAGCCUGCAAAAGCAGUUUCCAAAAAAUUAUCAUGGAGGCUUAGUGGGCACAUAGGGAAGCUAAGAUUGUCAGAUGUAAAACAUAAGAAUUGACUCAAAAAGGCAUCUGUGAUUAUAAUGCUGUAGAUUGCAAUAUCCUGGAGGCUGCUUUAUCAUGCUGUCCCAGGGAAUGUAAGAAGUGUUUACUCCCAGACCUGAAAUUUUAUUCACCUUACCUGGUGAUCGUCUGGACUGUCAGCUUGGGUUUGCACCAUGCAGAGCUGUGCAUGCAAAUGUCAAUGCAAAAUAACAAAUGGACCAUGUGGGGUGAACAAAAUAUAUAGAUGCAUGUCAUGAAGGACAGACACAAGCAGUGUCUGCAAGCUGAUGUGAUGUGUCUUUGAAUUUACGAUCACAAAUUUUUCACAAAAAAAAAAAAAAAUGAGAACAUGAAGAAAACGAGAAGAAAUGAAAAUAAAUAAGUACAGUUGAUAACAGGACUGUGAACUGUGGAUGAUAGCAGGAGAUUUUGGCAACUUCAGCCACAACUUCAGAGGUGAUGACAAGCCCGCACAGUGUUCCUGAGGGCAUCAUGCUUGCAACAUGGCAACAGGAUCACUAGUGUCGGUGGGAGGCAAAGGGAAAUGUAGCCUCGAAUCACUUUAAAAUAAAGAUUUUACAGAGUUCCUUCAUAUCUCCUGGUCACUUUCAGCUGCAGCCUUUCUUUUUUUCCGAGCUACAUUGCCAUAGUACAGACUGUUGCUCAGUUACUGCUGUCUGCAUGCAAAGAGGUUUGGAAAAAAUGUAGGUGUUAGUUUUCAGAAGACGAGUGCACUGUUGGGCUCCUCGGCUUAAUGUUAAAGAGUAUUAAAUAGGCUUAUAGUGCUGGAAUCUACUGUCAGUGGGUUUUUAUAGUAUGUAACUAUUGGUCAGAAAGAUGUUCUUGUCAUUGACAUCUAAACUAUAGCAUUUAUUUUUGUACUUCGAGCUACUUAGCGCCCACAAGAGAGAUGUUCUUAAUAUUUAAAAAAUUUUACAAAUUCACAAGCUGGUUGGGGGUCUUAGUGCCACGAACUGACAACGAGAUCUUGGCUUCUAGAUCCUGCUGUCUGAUAGUCACUGCAUUAUGAUAAAGCCACGAUCUGGCUAGGAGAUCCUGUGAUACUCUUGUGAGAAAUAAGAUUCCUGUGCAUGCAGAGAUAUACACAUACAAGCAUAAAUAUACUCAAAUAUAAAACUGCACGUUGUGUUCAGAAUUUUUCAGAUAUACCCUUUGGGAAGAUCAUAAUAUGUGUGUAUUGCGUGUGUGCAGAGAGAGAAAGUGUGAGUUUUUUUAAAGUUAUGAGGUAAAAAAUAAAUUAAUGAUGUUUUAAGCAAAUGUCUUCUGAAACAUGGUUUUUUUUCCCCCUUCAGUACACUUCAGAUUUCUUUGCUGCUCAGUUUUUUCAUGUGCUUUUAUAAUGUGGCUGUUGACAGGAUCAGAGCUAAAUGAUCUGUCUAUUGACAGCCUGUUGUUUCAAGUUUUAUCUUAUGCUUAUUUUAUUUGUCCAAAUGUCUUAUGAAUGCACAGUCUUAUCCCUUGCUUUAUAACCAGGCUGUUACCAGCAUGUUGUAUUAUAACUUCAUGUGUCAUUGCGUAUCUUUGUGACUUGUUUUGCGUGCAUUUAAAGCACAACUGUCUGAUGUGAACAAUUGCUGGUGGUGGUGUGAAUGUAGAAUUCAUAACAUACUAGCUUUUUAAUGAGUCACGAAGCUUACAAUGUGACUUAUUCAUGAAGAAAGUUGACAACCAGUGGUUGGGUGGGGAAAUCCUAAGAAGUAGAACUUGAAAAUUAUUUUUGGAUAAAAUUAACGAAAACCACUUUAUUCUCAAGUCAUAAUUUAAAUCAUGUCUCAGUUUUUGAAGCAACAAAUUUUGAUGACAAAUGUUAAAUUCUGCUUUAAUGCAGUAACAAGAAUUUCUUUACAACUUUAAAAUUUACACUGGCAGCAUGUUUGCUGACAAUUGAUGAAUGAUUUUGUUGUUGUUGUUGUUAAAGCUCAUUUUUGUGGAAGACAAACAUACUUGUUGACUUGCUUACCCUGUGACCUCCUGUGACUUUGUGAUUCGCUUACCUCGUGACUUGCCUUCUUGCUUGUAAAGUGGUGGGCAUGUAUAUGGCAGCUUGGAUAAAGGUACAGCAAUCUGUACAGCAGUAUAUUACUGUGGUUUGCCUGCAUUCCAGAAACAAAAUACAGUUUACUAUGGAUCUCUUUACUGUCUCCUAACAUUGAUGUUUCACAUGUACUUCCUGUUCUGUUAAAACAAAGGCUGUUGUGUACCAAGUUUUAUUUAUUUGAAAUUCAAAGUUUUGUGAAGUUGCAGUUGUUUUCUUUUGUUAUUCUUUAAGUAUUGCAAACCUAAAUAUUUUUAAGCAUUUUUGCUUUUAAUAAGAAUCUGGCUAGCUCACAGUGCUCCACUUUCCCUAAACUGUUGCUUUGCAAAGAGAGUGAGAUUUUGCUGACGAAUGUGAUCCACUGACAUUGUGUCAUUAUUCUGUGCCAUCUUACAUGAUGACCUUUACACACUUUCUCACUUGAUCCAUGAAAACGGAUUAUCAGUGUAACAUUUUGUUGUUGCUGUCACUAUUACUGCAAGUGUUAUCUACUAUGGAUACUUGAAAAGUAUAUCUGAAUAGGAAGACCACAUCCUGUGAAAAUGGUGCUAGAGUUUUGUCUAGUCUUUCUUUUAAUAUGGAACUGCAUUAAAAAAAAAAUUGUGUAGAUAUUGUAAAACGGGCUUUUUUGUUUUUAUUUCGCAUAAAUAUCAAAUAUUUUUAAUAUAUGACAAAAUAUUUUUACUGUACAUGUACUGGAAGUUAUAAGGCUUGAAGGUUUUCAGGCUGACUUCCUGUGUCUAAUGGUUUUAUGUUCCUUCUUCCUGAUUUCAUUUCCUCCUUAUUUUUUGAUGAGCUGAUAAAAAUAUGGAGUAGUUCAGCAGAUGUGACAGAUCUGUAUCUUUUAAGCACCGAACAAGUUUAAAAACACUCUGUGAAUGUACUGCACAUUUUGGAUUGCAAGUGAAGGCUAAUGCAUGACAGAAGCAUUGUUGUAUAAUGUGUGAGAAACGCAGCCACAUCUCGCAUUGUCUUUACACAGCACAGUUGGCUACUCACAGAAUUGUGGAUGUGUGAUAUCAUAGGUAUUACUGUGCUUUGACUCCAGAGAGAGCAAUUGCAAUAACAAAUAGUUAUGUAUCAGUAUGAUUGUUCCGACUCUGCAAGACUCAUUUUUAAGAAAUAUAUGUGCAAAGAGCACCGAUUGGCUGUCA